AUGGUGGAGAUGUCAGAAGCAUUUAAAAUUAUAGAUACUGUGAUGAAGCAAUGGGUGGGCAGUUUAGAACAGGUUAAAAUUGAGGAUAGUUUGGGUUGUAUUGUAGGUGAAUCUUUGUAUGCUAAAGAACCAAUGCCACCUUUUCCUGCAUCCAUAAAGGAUGGUUAUGCAUGUAUUAGUUCCGACGGUGCAGGCGUAAGACGUGUACGUGCUGCAGUGCUGGCUGGUGAAUCUUACAAGACACCACUCAGAGCUGGGGAAUGUGCUCGUAUCAAUACUGGAGCACCAUUGCCUCCAGGUGCUGACUGUAUAGUGCAGGUAGAGGAUACGAAACUCGUUUCCGCAUCGCCCGACAAUGAAAUCGAACUGGAAGUUGAAAUCCUGGAAGCGCCCAAGCCGCAACAAGAUGUGCGACCGAUCGGUUUUGACAUACCUUUGGGAGCUCAUCUCGUUAGCGAAGGAGCUGUAGUCGAUGCAGCGCUAAUCGGGCUGUUGGCUGGCGCCGGUUAUCAGCACAUAAAAAUCAGAUCCCAGCCUAAGGUGGCAAUACUGUCAACGGGCAAUGAGCUUCAAGAUCCAUCGGAGAUAAUACUGAAGCCGGCACAUAUUCGCGACUCUAACCAGACGAUGAUAAAUGCACUCCUCAGGGAGCACGGCUAUGCGAGCGUGUGCGUGGGCGUGGCGCGCGACGAAGCGGCCGAGCUGGCGGCGAGCUUGUGCGCCGCGCUGAAACGCGCGGAUGUGCUCGUUUGCACGGGCGGCGUGUCUAUGGGGGAGCGGGACCUCCUCAAGCCCGUCCUGGUUCAGGACUUUGGGGCUACGCUGCACUUCGGUCGCGUACGCAUGAAGCCUGGCAAGCCAAGCACUUUCGCCACCUGCCAGUUUGAAGGAAAGACGAAGUACAUUUUCGCAUUGCCAGGCAACCCUGUGUCGGCGUACGUGUGCUGCCUGCUGUUCGUAGUGAGGGCGCUGCGCGUGUGUGCGGGCCGCGGCGGGGACUUCCCGCGGAUGCGCGCUCGGACCGCCGAGCCGCUGCGACUGGACCCUAGGCCGGAGUACGUCAGGGCGACGAUUACAUUCACGGACUACGAUCUGCCGUCCGUCGACGUGCUGGGGAACCAGUGCAGCAGUCGACUGCUCAGCGCUUGUGGUGCCAGCGUACUGCUGGAAUUGCCGCCUGCGACUGAAGAGUGUCCCACGCUGCCUGCGGGUACCGUAGUACCCGCUAUCGUCACUGGCCGCUUGGGC
This is a messenger RNA of Iphiclides podalirius (scarce swallowtail), 1248 nucleotides long. The record is from the annotation of a GenBank genome assembly. Lineage: Eukaryota; Metazoa; Arthropoda; Insecta; Lepidoptera; Papilionidae.